AUGCGACUCAAUGACUUCACCGAAACUCAGAAGACUCAUCACACGGUGUACCCCAGGUUCGAGAAAUCUCAGAAUGAUACCGAUCAUUUAAUUCCUUUCCAAAGACUUUUAAAUGGUAAUGAGUCGCAAGAAAUGGUCCAUAAGAGAUGGGAACUUUACAACCAAGUACAUUCUCAAUAUCAUUUACAGGUGGAUGAGAUAUUAAGAAAGAUUGAGAUCAAUCUACAUGGAGAAAUUGGUAGGGUUCUCACGACAACCUCUGAAACGAACAACUCUAAUACAUUCAAGUGUUUGUUUCUGUUGGGCUCUGAUAGCACUACAACAAUAAAUCUGCCAGAAACGGAUUCUACGAUCAAAAGUGCCCUUAUCGAUUUGACUCCGAAAGAGUCUCCGAAUAUUCGAAUGAUGCUGAGGAGGUCCAUGUUCAAACUUCUCACCGCCAUGGAACCCGCAAUGGCCUCUGUUGAGAAAGAGGAAAUGACGGAAGGAGAUCUCGAUGUAAUGCUAGAAGGCUCUGAACCACCAGAAUCAGAUGUUAAAGGAGGUCUGUCGUUGUUAGGAAUUUCUUACGACUUGUCGCUACUCGAAAACUUCUAUUCCAUUUUUCGAACCAAAUUGAAGCUAAUCUUGAACUUCAAGGACGUUGACUCUUUCAACUUUCAAGUUCUAGAUGACUUCAUAGUCCUGCUCAGCUCAGCUCUCCGACAUGAUUUUAUUGAAAUUUGUUUGGUUUUCAACAUUAACACCAACGUUUCCAACAUUGAAAAGAACCUUAAGCAAUCAACCAUUAGGCUAAUCAAGAAGAGUUUAAAGCAAUUGGAUCUUUCUCGAAAUAAGGGCUUCAAGUACUGCAAUGAGGUUUUUCUAAGUUUCCUGAACACAGUUGAGGGCAAAUUAAACCUGUCUCCAGAUUUUGUCAAGUUUAUUCUAGACAAAAUGAGCAAUAAUACGACCCAUAAUCUACAACUCCUGGUUAAAAUACUAGACUUUUCGCUAAUGUCGUAUUUUUUCCAGAAUCCUUUUUCGGUAUUCAUUGACCCUACUAACGUCAUCCAUUUUAGUGAGAGCUACGUGUCACCUUUACUUCGUUGUCCUACUUUCAUGAACUUCAUAGAUGGACUAGUGGGUGAACAUGCUCCAGGCGAAGAGAUACAUUCGCUACUGGAGAACAAGAACUCCAGCUUAGAGGAAUUUUUCGCGGAGUUUUUGGUGCGCGAAAAUCCUGUAAAUGGUCAUCUAAGAAUUGUGACUAACAUCCUGGAAAAUGUCGUUGGCAUUUCAAAUUACAAUUUAAUUGAGCUUUAUUAUCAUUUAUUGAUCGGCAGUUUGUCUACGUACGCAAAGAAAUGGCCUGCGUGCGACAAGCACGCCGAGUUUUUCAAUUUUGAGCCAGUGGACAUCAUGUUCCAAGAACUUUUUACCCUAACUAAUAGCAAAGAGUUAUUCACACAAUCGCUUUUCCCGCUUUUCAGGUCGAACCUGGAAGACAACCUCAUCAAUUCAGAACGAAUCUUACCACCGAGUACGGAGCAACGUGAUGAAGCCAUGACACGCACAGAGUCUCUUGAUGACUUAAUUGAUCUGCCCAUGUGUCGUCUGUUUAAUCUGUACAGGGAGGGCAGUGCUUUGAUAAACGUUUUCGAUUUCUAUACAGCUUUCAGGGAAACUUUACCUCAAGAGGAGCUGUUUGAGCGCUUAGCAGCCAUUAUAGAUUCUCACGAAAUAAAUCUGAGCGAGGAGCUCAUAGAGGAGCUCCAAAAAAUGAGAGGUGAAGGCAAGGAAGCUUUUUUGGAUAAGGUUGCUGUUGCUUGGUGCCUUCAGACAAUCUCCGAAUUCCAGCAUAUUGGCAUAUUGAAGUUUUACAAUUCCAAGUCUUACGAGGCUCUUGAAAAAUGCAUAUGGAGAGGUCUUUGA
Molecule: messenger RNA, 1914 nt
Organism: Lachancea mirantina
Lineage: Eukaryota; Fungi; Ascomycota; Saccharomycetes; Saccharomycetales; Saccharomycetaceae
Source: the annotation of a GenBank genome assembly